[Torrubiella] hemipterigena is the source of this 552-nucleotide messenger RNA. The record is from the annotation of a GenBank genome assembly. Lineage: Eukaryota; Fungi; Ascomycota; Sordariomycetes; Hypocreales; Clavicipitaceae.
AUGCUUCUCUUAUCCAUUUUGUCAUUCACAGGGCUAGCUGCCUCCGUCGCUGCUACAACACAACCCGCAACCGCGCCUUGCUCUGACACCGGCCUCCCCUUCAACAUCACCGCUCUCAACGGCGUCGACGGCGAAUCCGUCCUGGAAUGCUGGCAGCUGGAACACCAGUUCCGCCUGACAUCUCGCUCAGGAAUUGCCGGUUCGCAGAGUCUGUUUAUGGGUGACUUGACCAACGGCACAUACAACAUCAUCCCGGCGCGAUACGAUGGCGGUUUCCACAACGCCCCGGCCUUUCAAUACGUGCUCGUCAUUUCUGGCCUCGCACACAUCACCCUGCACAGGGGCUCAGACGAGUACUGGCAGCGCGAGGGCCGCUACGGCCUCAUUAUUGCCGGCGAUACGGCGGAUGUCUCCAAGCACGGUCACCGUACACAGUUCCCAGGCGGUACGGACACGCUAUCUAUGGGCUUGCCGAUCCCGAAUCGUAAGGAUUUCCGGUAUACGCUUUUGCAUAGCGGUCCGUGUACGCAGGAGGAGAUGAUUGGGCUGUAG